UGAAAUCACCUUCUAGCGUGGAGGAGGGAGGGCUCAAAAGAACAUUUCCACAGGAGGCGGGAACUGCAGAAGGGACAUUUGAGCUUCAGAAAGGAUCCAGCUGCUGCAGGCAGAAAAGGACAGCAUGGCCCAGCACAAAGCCUGUCAGGAGCAAGAUGACUGCGCGAGUAAAGUGACUCUCUCCACGAUGAGGCUCAGAGUCCUGCCUCCCACGGUCCUGCAGGACCCCAGAGUGGAGAGCCUGAACCUGGACCGGAACAAGCUGAAACACGUCGCCGGGAUCUCAAAGCUUGGCAACUUGAGAAAGCUGAUCUUGUCCAAGAAUGAAAUUGCGGACUUCCCCGAGAAAAUCCAGAGCCUGGUUCACCUGGAGAAGUUGGAAUUGAAUCAGAACCAAAUCCGGGUGAUCCCGGAGGGGAUCUUCUCCUGUCUUCCCAGGCUCAAACACUUGCGGCUGAACAACAACCGCCUCAGUGCUCUGCCCAAGGACUUGGCCACCUGCAGCAGCAGCCUCCAGUACCUCAAUCUGUCCAACAACUUCUUCCGAGCCCUCCCCGAAGCUGUCCUAGAACUGGUGAGUUUACAGGAGCUCUAUGUGCAGAAUAAUGCAUUGCGCCAGCUCCCCAGGGAGCUGUUUGAAGGGAGGCCGCUGAAGAUGUUCAAAGCAAAUGGGAACCCGCUGCGGGAGCCUCCCAGUGAAGUCUGCGCUGGGGGCAUCCAGCAGAUCCUGAGCUACUUCAGCCAACUGCAGAACUGCCAUGUGGAGGAAGACAGGAGGGUGAAGACCAUGUUCCUGGGGGCCUCACUGGCAGGAAAAUCCACUAUCUGUAAGAGCCUGAAGCAGAGCCGAGUGGUUCUGGUGUCUGAGGAGGAGCGGACAGUGGGGAUUGAGAUCAGCGAAUUCCACAUCCAGGACUUCACGUUUCUCUUCUGGGACUUUGCUGGGCAGCUGGAGUACUACGUGACCCACCAUGUGUUCAUCACCCCACAGGCCCUCGUCAUCCUGGUCAUUAACUUCGAGAAGUACCAGCUCAAUAAUGACAUCUUCCAGGAGCUGGUUGGCUUCUGGAUCAAUAACCUCUUCAUGCGAGUCCCAAACUCCGUGGUCCUGCCCGUAGGAACCCACACAGACUGCUGCACUGAGGAGGAAGUGGAAGAAAAGAAGCGGGACAUCAUGAGCAAGAUCCAGGCCAUGCUGGAGGAAAGGAGGGCAAACCUCACCCAUUUCAUCAACAAUCUGGAAAGCAGUGAGGAGUCCGAGUUCUACGUGGACCAGUGGGACAGACUGAAGGAAAUGGAGAGCUGCACCUUGACUAUUUUAAACCUUGUUCCUGUUAAUUGCACUAAUUACUGGGAUAUUAAAAAACUUGAAACUACUAUUUUGGAGCACGUCAGGAAUGAAGAAAUAUUUCCUAAUGUUAUCCGAGUGCUGCCCCCUGUCUAUAAGGAAGUGGAAGCAGCAAUUGUAGAUAUUGAGCAGAGUGAGGAGACAGCAGAACAUGGCAUGAUGGACCUCAACCACUUACUCAGUGAAAUCACAUGCCGAGAGCACCUGAGCCAUCUGGGCACAGAGCUUUUCCAGGACAUCCUGAGAUACCUCCACCGCAUCGGGCUGAUUAUAUGGUAUGAAGAAAUCAAGCAGCUGGAAAGCACAGUCUUUCUCCGGCCAGCCUUUCUAAUAACCAUGUUCAAGAUCCUUGUUACAUAUCGCCUGGUUCAGCAGCUGGAAAGCAUCUCCGUGGACCUGCUGGUGGGAGAACAUGCUACCAUCAGAGACCAGUCCAACUGGGUGUGGACAUUCAAGUCGAAGGCCAUGCUGUGCCAGCGGGCCAUGCGAGCCUUGGUCAAGCACCAGCUCUACUCGGAAGGGAUGAAGGAUGUCUUUGAGGAGAUGGUGGGGCACAAGGCCCAGAAGGGGAAGCUGUUCAGCCUUCUGGAGCACUUUGAGAUCUGCCUGGAGGUGAGGAAUGCCAAGGACCUCAACCCAGGGGCCAGGGAGUUUGUGCCGGGGAAGCCAUGGGAAACAACGCAGAACUGCCGCGAGGCCUAUUACUUGUUUCCCACGUAUCUCAACCAGAGCGAGGAGGUUUCUGAGAGGUGGGGAGGAGAUCAUCUGGAGGAUCUCCAUGUCCGGGCCUACUUCUCACCUGAGAUCCCAGAGGGCUUCUUCCAAAGGCUCAUGGUGAAAGCUUGCUCCUUCUACUCGGCCCACUGGGUUGCGAAGGUCACGUGCCUGCUCAUAUGCAGUGGCAAACCCUUGCUGAUCAAAGAGAACAACCAGAAGGGCUAUAGUUAUAUUGAACUCCGGAGCAGAAAGCCAGUGCAAAGGACAGAAUUCCAGUUCACAUGGGAUUUUUUCAUGGUGAUAAUCUUCAUCAUCCGGAAGCUCUCAGAGGAAUGGCCUGGUCUCCACAUGUGCAUGAAGGCGCCUUGUCGAACGGCAGAAUGUCCUGCAGAAUUUUUCUGGCCAGAUGUGGACGACAAGAACACAGUGAUGAAGGAAGAAAUUAAAACUUGUGGAACAUGUGGCCAUCGGUUUCGAACUGAGCUGCUUUUACCCAAAGUUCCAAGUGACCUGGAGGUUCCACAGCCCCCGCCCCCUGCUCACUAUUAUGUCACUAGCUAUGGGACUACAUCUUUCGGCCCCAGCAGCAUCCAUGUCAAUCGCCAGAGUAUCUUGGACAAAUGACUCUGCCUGCCCAAGAGAGGUCCAUUGGGAAGGACGUCCUUUUAGCCAAGACUCUUAGCUUGUUGAGUGCCUUGCUAAGCAAUCUCUUAAGCGCUCUGUACAGCAAGAUCCAUUUCACUGUUUGCAGUGUGUGUACUGGCAGUGUUGUGCAGUAAACAAUUUCCACCCACUGGA
Molecule: messenger RNA, 2863 nt
Organism: Dermochelys coriacea (leatherback sea turtle)
Lineage: Eukaryota; Metazoa; Chordata; Testudines; Dermochelyidae
Product: malignant fibrous histiocytoma-amplified sequence 1 homolog
Exons: 11
Coding region: 125-2689 (854 amino acids)
Molecular function (GO): protein binding
Source: RefSeq, a predicted model, not a curated record